AUCAUGUUAGAAAAUCUGCCCGCUGAGAUUCUCUACCUCAUCGCAUGCCACUUGCCUACCGUCAAUGCAUUGGUGCAGCUCUCUCGGACCAGCAGACGUCUGCAUGAAACCAUCGCCGUUGAUAAUUGGCGGAUCUUUCGUGCCUUUGUACAGAAACAGUUCCCCGGUUCGAAAAUCCCAGAUUUCUGGAGGGAAGCAGCUCACUCGCUCACGUCUCGCUCGCGAGCCUUGGACAAGUAUGCUGUCCUAGGUAGGUUUGUCUUUCCGCCACAGGCAACCAGAAUCGGAUCUGAAAAAGCGAUCCGAGGUGACAGGCCUACGCUUGGCUAUCGGCCCGCCCUGGACACAUAUGAGACCUGGAACGGUUCAGCGUGGAACGACCGCCGAGAGGUUCUCGCUUGGGGUGCGGCAGACGAAAUCUUCUUGCGAGUCAAGCAUACAGGCUCGAAACCCCUUGAGCAAUGGAUUAUCUUCAGUGAUCUCGAGCAUAUCAGCAGUGUAGACGACAUUUGUGGCCUACACAUUUUGAAGCCAAACCAUCCGGCCUAUGAAAAAGGCAAGGAGCAUCUGAUCUUUGCUCGCGCUCGGGGCGAACUGCAUCAUCUCGCGAUAUCAAUCGAUGAGCCCUCGCAUAGUUACCAGCAAGUAUUCGAGACGUAUGGCUUGGGCGUGGAGCGCACCGACUUGAGCAACGGGGAGGAGCCGAUACUCGCAGCGCACUGGAACAACGGAACCAUCGCGCUGUACAACACGGUGUCGACGAGCUCGAGAGUAUCAGAAUUUGCGCGUCUCCAAAUCGACCCGGCGAAGAGAACCCGCAAUAGAUACUCUAAGUUCCUUUCACCUGACCUCCUCGCCAUCGGGACAGGGCGCACCGACGAUGCAAUCACAAUCUCCUCUAUCACCAGUGAGCGUGUAUCACUCGACCGGGAAAUCAACCUGAACCUGGUCGACUAUGACAGACUCGAUUCCUCUACGGCGAUCAAGUCAGACGUCAACGCCAUCGCACCUUUAAACAACACCGGACAGGUCUUUCUCGCAGGAUGGGGCGAUCGAGCCGUCAGACUCCACGACCUCCGCUCCAACAAAGAGCACGAGAUGACCUACCGCGACCCCACCGACGACAACCCGAUCUACUGCAUCCAUCCAUUUACCCACAACCGCUUCGUAGUCGGCUCCGGCGGCGAAGCCCUCGUCAAAGUCUUCGACCUCCGCAUGGACCACGGCUACAACUACCUUGACGCAAAGCCCACAAUGCGGAGCUUCGCGCAUACUUCCCGACGAACCACUCCCACCAAGUCCACCAAAUCUCUCGACACACAACUCCGCCACCUAACCCUCAACUCCCCCAACGACAUCAACCACAACCCGCGCAAGGAGAUGUCAAUCUACCUCUCCCACCCGGCCCCAACCACCUACCACCAGCCCCGGAGCCAGCACCCCCGCCCCUACCGCGGCGCCAUCUACACGAUGAGCUCCCCAUCCCCCAGUUCCCCGACCAUCUACACCGGCGUCGCCGACGGCGUGAUGCGCCUGGACUUCGUCGCGACCGACGACCUCACCAUCGGCGCGGACCGCGCCUGGUUCGCGGACCCGCUCUCCCUCAACCUGCCCGCAACGACCCAACCCACGCGUCGUCGUCAUCGCGCGGACCGCACCCUCGAUCUAUCGGGAUACGAGCGUCCCGAUUCCGCGAACAGCACCGCGGUCGUCCGGCUGCGCACGCAGCAGCCGUUUGACGCGGUCACGGACGAGGACGUCGAGGAUGAGCUUGCGACCGGCUGGGAUCGUCGGUGGACGAAGUUGAGGGAUUUCAGCGCCUGGCGGCGAGCUGUAUGA
Messenger RNA from Aspergillus japonicus CBS 114.51, 1839 nucleotides. RefSeq names its product F-box/WD repeat-containing protein. The coding region runs from base 4 to 1839 and encodes 611 amino acids. The transcript is spliced from 2 exons. The record is from RefSeq and is a predicted model, not a curated record. Lineage: Eukaryota; Fungi; Ascomycota; Eurotiomycetes; Eurotiales; Aspergillaceae. Gene Ontology annotation, molecular function: protein binding.